Molecule: messenger RNA, 803 nt
Organism: Daphnia magna
Lineage: Eukaryota; Metazoa; Arthropoda; Branchiopoda; Diplostraca; Daphniidae
Product: MORN repeat-containing protein 4 homolog
Exons: 4
Coding region: 61-603 (180 amino acids)
Source: RefSeq, a predicted model, not a curated record
GUGAUUAUUGAUUUGUUUGUGCUUACGCGUUUGCCUGUGUGACCCCUCCUAAUUAGAUUUAUGCCUUCGUACAGAAAUAAUCCUUUUAAUGUUCAGUACUUUGUCUACGUGGAAGCAGUAAGGACGCUAACGAUGGCGUUGGACGCAGAAAACAAGGAUGCUGUAUAUGGUUCAUUCAAAUACAGUGAUGGCAGCGAAUAUAUAGGCGAGUGGGACCAGAAUGGGCAGCGACACGGUGUAGGGCAACUUACUACUCCCGAUGGUUCGGUAUAUUCAGGUCAAUUUAAACUAGGACUGUGCUCUGGUUUAGGUGUACUUGUUUUCUCGGACGGUGCAAGGUACGAGGGGACAUUUUCCGAAGGCUGGUUUCACGGACCAGGAGCAUUCUGGAGAUCAGACGGUAUGAGAUAUGAAGGUGAAUUCCGUGGCGGCCGGAUUUGGGGUCAAGGUUUGGUGACUUUUUCGGACGAAAGCAACGGGUUUCCUCGCCAUGAAGGAUAUUUUCAAGAUUGUAGAUUUAUGCGCCGAGCCAAGUGCGGUGACGCAAUUCAACGAGCUCAGAAAGUCGCAUUAAUGGCUCGGGCUUUAUGCGAUGAGCACUGAGCAGUUCAUUCUUUUACGACCCUCUUCUUGAAGAAAGUGAUGAUUAUUCGUGAACCAGAAUCAACAGAUUUUAUUCAAACUAGGUGUAUUACUUGUUUUAUCUGGUGAUAGCUGUCGUUGAAUUUGCUAGCAGUAGAUGUUGAAGAGCAGUGGACUGUUUCAUCCGGGCUUGCAGUAAUAUAUGACUGGCUACUCCGAUA